AUGUUACAUCAUGUACCACGUACGACGCACGCAACCCUCCUCUACUCCUUGCCCGCCUCCCCACCCUCUUCCUCGCCAUCCCUUCCUCGCGCUCAACGGAUACGCCCUCUCCGCGCCCGGACAACAUCACCCCGAACUCACCUUCCUCUGUCUUCCCCCGUCGUCCGCCCCUCUCCACUCCACCAUCCCCAAACUCCUCCUUCUCCAUCCCACCCCAAUCAUUCCACUCGCCUCGAGCACACGCACCCCCUUCGCCCCCACCUGCCACUUCGCACUCCAUUCCCUAGCCCCCUCUCUGACAUCUGCACAGUGCACCGCAUAACGGUGUAA
This is a messenger RNA of Bipolaris oryzae ATCC 44560, 330 nucleotides long. RefSeq lists its product as uncharacterized. Bases 1 to 330 code for a protein of 109 amino acids. The transcript has a single exon. Lineage: Eukaryota; Fungi; Ascomycota; Dothideomycetes; Pleosporales; Pleosporaceae. The record is from RefSeq and is a predicted model, not a curated record.